Halichondria panicea is the source of this 3071-nucleotide messenger RNA. Its product is annotated as ribosomal protein S6 kinase beta-2-like. Bases 116 to 2890 code for a protein of 924 amino acids. NCBI's taxonomy places the organism in Eukaryota, Metazoa, Porifera, Demospongiae, Suberitida, Halichondriidae. Gene Ontology annotation, molecular function: ATP binding; protein serine/threonine kinase activity; L-malate dehydrogenase (NAD+) activity. The record is from RefSeq and is a predicted model, not a curated record. The transcript has 22 exons. Gene Ontology annotation, biological process: malate metabolic process; tricarboxylic acid cycle; protein phosphorylation. Gene Ontology annotation, cellular component: cytoplasm; mitochondrion.
UGUGAGCAAAAAACCCUGACCUCUUAAAUUAAUUCCAGUCAAAAAUUAUCCAGCAGGGCAGCAGCACUCCAUUUCAGUGCUACAGACUUACUUGCUUCUCAUUUCAGUUCACAAAAUGAUGUCCCGAUUGGCUGUGUGUGUGGCAACAAGAGGUGCAAGACAAUUCUCGACAUCUGUUCAAAACUCGUCUAAGGUUGCUGUACUUGGUGCAGCUGGUGGCAUCGGCCAGCCUUUGGCCUUACUGUUGAAGAAUAGUCCACUAGUGUCACAGCUUUCCCUCUACGACAUUGUGGGUACUCCUGGAGUGGCAGCUGAUCUGAGCCACAUAGAGACCAAGGGCCAAGUGACAGGACAUGUGGGAGAUGAGCAACUGGAUGAUGCUUUGAAAGGCUGCGAUGUCGUCGUUAUUCCUGCUGGUGUGCCCAGAAAGCCAGGAAUGACUCGUGAUGAUCUUUUCAACACUAAUGCAUCGAUUGUCAAGAAUUUGGCAAGGGCGUGCUCAAGAAACUGCCCUGAGGCUAUGCUACUGAUCAUCACCAACCCAGUCAAUUCCACUGUCCCUAUCGCAUCAGAGGUCUACAAGAAAGCUGGAUGUUACAACCCCAACAGAAUCUUUGGAGUGACCACCCUUGACGUAGUGAGAUCUAAUACAUUUGUGUCAGAAGCCAAAGGCCUCAAUGUGGCUGAGACUAAUGUCCCGGUUAUUGGAGGUCAUUCAGGAGUCACAAUCCUCCCUUUACUCUCUCAGACUACACCUAAUGUUAGCUUCACUAACGAGGAGCUGGAAAAAUUAACGGACAGGAUUCAAAAUGCUGGUACUGAGGUCGUCAAUGCCAAGGCUGGGGCCGGCUCUGCGACACUCUCAAUGGCCUAUGCAGGUGCAAAGUUUACUAUCAGACUGUUAGAGGCAAUGGGUGGAAAAAGUGGUGUUGUGGAGUGUGCCUUUGUCCAGUCUGACCUAACUGAGGCCAAUUACUUUGCCACACCCCUACUCCUGGGCAAAGGAGGGGUAGAGAAGAACCUCGGUAUGGGAACACUCUCUGCCUUCGAGCAAGAGAAGAUGAAAGAGGUGAUUCCAGAAUUGCUAACAAACAUCAAAAAAGGAGAAGAAUUUAUUGAAAUGUCGUUAGACGUUGAUGUUUUUGGACACCAGUUUUCGCUGGACAUGCAAGACGGUCUGCCUCUAGAUGUUGAACCACUUCAGGAAUCUGAAGAUGAGGAUGAAGCUGAAGGUACCAGCACUCCUACUGAGCAGGACUCAUCACAGGAAAGUGGGGGAACUAGUCCAAUGGACACUAUAGAGGAGCAGCUUGAGACGGUCCAGCUCACUUCUGAGACUGUGAACAAGACAUCUGAGAAAGUGGGUCCUGAGUGCUUUGAUCUGCUCAAGGUCCUGGGUAAGGGUGGCUACGGGAAGGUGUUUCAAGUAAAAAAGAGAACAGGAAACGAUACAGGGAAGAUCAUGGCCAUGAAAGUCUUGAAGAAGGCAUCUAUUGUAAGGAGCAAGAAAGACACUAUCCAUACCAAAGCUGAGAGGCACAUUUUGGAGGCUGUGAAGAGUCCGUUCAUUGUCGACUUGUUCUAUGCAUUUCAAACUGAUGGCAAACUCUAUCUCAUAUUGGAAUACUUGAGAGGGGGAGAGCUGUUUGCCUUGUUAGAGAGAGAGGGAGUGUUUCUGGAGGAUGCAGCUAGUUUCUACCUUGGUGAAAUAGUGCUAGCUCUGGAGCACCUUCACUCCAAUGGAAUCAUAUACAGAGACCUCAAGCCUGAGAACAUCAUGUUGGACUCCUAUGGGCACGUGGUCCUUACUGACUUUGGUCUUAGCAAAGAGUCUCUGUUUGGUGACGCCACUACACACACCUUCUGUGGUACCAUCGAGUACAUGGCUCCAGAAAUCCUACAAAGAAUCGGCCAUGGCAAGGCAGUAGACUGGUGGAGCCUGGGAACACUCAUGUACGACAUGCUCACUGGAGCUCCUCCAUUCUGCGCUGAGAACCGUAAGAGGACAAUUGACAAGAUUCUCCAUGCCAAACUGCAUCUUCCCCCCUAUCUCACACCAGCAGCUAGAGACCUCAUCAAAAAGCUGCUAAAGAGACACCCUCCUAACAGAUUAGGGGGAGGGGCCAACGAUGCUGAUCCCAUCAAGAGCCAUCUUUUCUUCAAACAGAUCAACUGGACUGACUUACUGGCAAGGAAAGUGGAGCCUCCUUACAAAAUUGAUGUGCACGGAGAGGACGACACAAGUCAGUUUGAUGCUAAGUUCACUCAGAUGCCUCCCGUUGACUCACCGGUGGAAUCUAAACUCAGUGAGAGUGCCAACCUUAACUUCCAGGGUUUCACUUACGUCGCUCCGUCUGUUAUGGAAGAGAUCUACAAAAUGGAGCAGGAGAAGCAGCAGCCAUCUUCAGUGACUGCCAGACCAAGGGGACCUAGAUCUCCUCGUAAAGGAUUAUUCUCACCUAAGAACUUGGUGACGGCCUCCUCAAGACAAGUGUUUGGAUUCGACGCCCCUGGAUCCUCGACCCCACCCCCCACAACUGCCCUCCCAUUCACCACCUCUACGACAACUAUCUUCACGACUCCGCCUCUCUCACACACUCACGCGAGUCAUAAUAGACAUGAGCCAAUGGUCACGAAUGGCUUCAGUACCACCUCUGGUAUUUCCGUCCCCGAAAACUCUACAGCUAAUGAACUUGACUACAACUACGCUGUAGAUGGGCCUUACCAUCAUCAAGAUUUCGGUCAAGCAGGUUUUAAAACUGGUUUGUUAGGAGAGGACACCCAGAGAUUGGGUAACAGUGUGUCACCUGCAAUAUCGGCGAAGUCUUUCCAUGCCAACCGAAAGAUAUCACCCCCUAUCAAUAGACCCGAACACUUGAGAUUCUCUUAACCUAGCUGUCUAAUGUUAAUUUAUAUGCCAGUGUAUAAUUGGUGCGUGUGUGUGCACUUAAUAUCCAGAACGAUGUGAUUUAUUUUGUGAAUUAUUUAUUUCAUCACUUUUUACUCAAUAAUAAUAAUUAUUCUGUGUUACGGACUUCAAACUGAUAAUUAUGAUUAUUAUAAAUGUAUAG